AUGAAGAUUGUGUACAAAUCCACGAAGUCUCCAAAGAAGCCUGAGACGGUUGAAGUGAAUGUUUCGACUGUUGUCAUCAAACCAGUGGAACCUGUUGAUGAUACAGUAGUGGCAGAGAAUAUUCCUUCAAAAUCUGGUGAUUUCCGACGAUUGAAGAAAAGGACUAGGGGUUCACGAAAAUCUUCUGAUGGUGUGUUAAAAUCUUCUCCUUCUAAUGUUCGUAAACCACAACUCUCUCAUCAAGGAGUCAUUUUUCGAGAGGUUCCAGUUCCAGUUUCGCCUCUAUCCAAGAAACGUCGAGCUGAAGAUGUGGCCAAACCCAAUUUAAAGAAGAAGAAACGGCAACGCAAAUUUGGGGAGUAA
This is a messenger RNA of Lactuca virosa, 363 nucleotides long. The record is from the annotation of a GenBank genome assembly. Lineage: Eukaryota; Viridiplantae; Streptophyta; Magnoliopsida; Asterales; Asteraceae.